Molecule: messenger RNA, 586 nt
Organism: Wallemia mellicola CBS 633.66
Lineage: Eukaryota; Fungi; Basidiomycota; Wallemiomycetes; Wallemiales; Wallemiaceae
Exons: 3
Coding region: 164-586 (140 amino acids)
Source: RefSeq, a predicted model, not a curated record
CCUUAAACAGAAAACAAACAAUAAAAAGGUUGUAGAUAACCACCUGUAGACUGUAAACGGCGUGAUCAAAUCCAGAUACCUCUGGAUUCUAAUCUUGACUUGGUGUAGGUUACUAUCAAACUCCUGCUUGAAUUUGUUCGUCGUAGUGUCUUCCUCGACGUUCAUGGAUGCAAGUUACAAACCAAGAAAAAAGUCGAUAAAGAGACUUAACUACAAUUUACUAUCGCUUUUGGCAUUUUAUUUCUUUAGGGAUUAUCUAGAUUUCAUCCAAAUAGACUAUAUUAGAUUGAUAUUUAAGUGGCUUCCUCUACUAUUUAUAUUCAAUUCUAUACAAUCCCUCAUCGUGCUAUUCUCCAAGGAUAGCAAACCAACACCUCAACAAACGAGAAACCAAAUAUUUGAAACCUCUACGCCAAAAUCGCGUAAAAAGACACGUGUAGAUAGUGUUGAUAUUCCUUUAUCCGAAAAUUUUACUUCUUCUACACCUACAAAACAAAUUUCCACCCCAAAGCAACAAUCACCAAAAAUUUCAACCAACACACCACAGUACGCUUAUCUGCAAAAGUACCCGAAUGUACAAAUAUAA